Molecule: messenger RNA, 7554 nt
Organism: Nicrophorus vespilloides
Lineage: Eukaryota; Metazoa; Arthropoda; Insecta; Coleoptera; Silphidae
Product: fatty acid synthase-like
Exons: 22
Coding region: 727-7488 (2253 amino acids)
Biological process (GO): fatty acid biosynthetic process
Molecular function (GO): phosphopantetheine binding; oxidoreductase activity; fatty acid synthase activity
Source: RefSeq, a predicted model, not a curated record
GACCGACCCACAAAAUUAAAGAAAAACAAAAAAAAUCUAUUUUUAUACUCCGUUGUGCAUAAAACAAAUAAUUUAUGUAAUAUUUUCUAACUGAAACAAUUGCAAAAAAAAAAUAUAGGUUAAAAAUCAUAAACAAGAUGUUAAUUGUGCUGACAUUGUCUUUCAUUUAUAUACAAAAUAUAUUAAAAAUUGCAUUACCGGUGGGAUUUGGAGAGACUAAUUGUUAAAUGAAAAUUGCGACGAAAAACUAUGUAUGUACCUAUAUUGUAAGCGAAUGUUGAAGAAAAAAAAGGAAACUUAAUAUAAUUUAGUUUGUGGUAAAAUUGUUGUAAGCAUUUUCUUCUCUUUUUUUUUUGUUACCUAAAAACAAAAUGUAAAUAAUAAGUGGAGAUACUAAUACUUACGACAUUAUUAUAGGAGAACAAUUAUCUUAUAAUUAUUUUUGACUAUUUUUUAUUUGUACAAAAAUAAUAUCUUUGAAUGAUGUAAAUACCGAGACUUAAGUGGAUUAAAAAAUAUGUAUUAAAGAAACAAAAAUAAAAAGAAUUAAUUUGUAAUUGUUUGAAAUGCGCCUUUUUGAUCAAGGGUUGGAAGAACAAUCGAGUGCUUUGUUCUUUGAAUGCACUCUGCAGGUCACGGCCAGCCCAAUUUACGUAUUUCUUUUGCAUAUGCAAAAUUAAUUUUAAUAUCAUUAAGCGAAGACUUUAAAUGUGACCACCCUCGCCGAUGUCUCAUUCGUGGGUUGCCUCUUUUCCUAAGCAAAACGCGAAUAUGGGCUUAAUCGAAAUGACCGAUGAAGUUAGACAGAGAUCGAUUUUGGCUGGUCAAAAAUUGAUCAAUGCUGCUCCUGGCGAAGAAAUUGUUAUUUCAGGAGUUUCGGGAAGUUUCCCGGAUUCGGAUGAUGUACGUGAAUUCGCUUCGAAUCUGUACGGAAAGGUGGAUCUAGUAUCAGGCGACUUCCGUCGUUGGGAUGCGACGCAUCCGGAGAUUCCGCAGCGCACCGGAAAAAUUAACAAUGUCGAAAAAUUCGAUGCGGCUUUCUUUGGUGUUCAUCCGAAGCAGGCGAACGCAAUGGAUCCGAUGUGUCGUAUUUUGUUGGAGAAAACGAUCGAAGCGGUCAUGGAUGCCGGAAUGAAUCCCAAAGAAUUGGAAGGAACAAACACCGGCGUUUUCAUCGGCGCCUGCUUUUCAGAAUCAGAGAAAUCGUUAUUCUACGAUUUGCACAUCCCCCAAAGUUACGGAAUAAUGGGUUGCACGAGAUCUAUGUUGGCGCAAAGAAUAAGCUAUUGGCUAAAAUUGAAAGGUCCAUCUUACCUAUCGGAUACGGCUUGCAGCAGUUCAUUGUUUUCUUUCGAGCGCGCUUACAGAUCUCUGAGGGAAGGUAAAUGUUCUACCGCUAUCGUCGGAGGAUGUAAUCUUUGUUUGCAUCCACUCGUAUCUUUACAAUUCGCCAGAUUGGGCGUUCUGAGUCCGGACGGAGCUUGCAAAUCGUUCGAUGAAUCUGCCAAUGGAUAUGCCCGAUCCGAAGGAAUUUGUGCAAUCGUCUUGCAAAAGUCCAUAGACGCCAAAAGAAUUUACGCUGAAGUGCUUCACAGCAAGACUAAUUGCGAUGGAUUUAAAGAACAAGGAAUUACCUAUCCUUCCGGUAAAGUCCAGCGUGUUCUUCUGGACGAAUUUUACGAGGAGUGCGGUGUUCCGCCAUCCAGUUUGAGUUACGUGGAAGCGCACGGAACGGGGACGAAAGUUGGAGAUCCUGAAGAAUUGGGAACUUUGGAUGUAGUCUUCUGCAAGGAUCGUACAACUCCGUUAUUAAUUGGUUCAGUAAAAUCCAAUAUAGGUCACAACGAGCCGUCGUCCGGUUUAUGCAGCGUUAUUAAAGUUAUCAUAGGAAUGGAGAACGAUAUGAUUCCUCCCAAUAUAAACUACAAAACUCCUAGAUCUGGAAUCGCCGCGUUUUCUGAGGGUCGUCUGAAAGUUGUUGCAGAUAAAACGCCGGUACCUGAAGGAAACGGUCUAUUCGGUAUCAACAGCUUCGGUUUUGGCGGUGCCAACAGCCAUCUUCUGUUGCGAAGAAAUUGCAAAUUGAGUAACGAUAAAAUCAAAGAUUCCACGCCGCGUUUGGUCUGUAUUGGCGGGAGGAGCGAAAAGAUAGUCAACAACUUCUUUGACGAAUUGAACAAAAUCAAAUUAAAUGCGGAUUUCAUCGGUUUACUGCAAGAAUCCUUCAAAUAUCAAAUAGCUGGGUAUUUGUUCCGUGGUUAUGCCAUCAUAACUGACGAAGGAAUCCAACAAAAAUGUUUGACGUAUUACGAUGGCGCUCCAACAGCUGUAAAAUGUAAAUUCGCCUCAGCGAACGGUAUUUUUCGAAUUGACGAACUUUUACAAUUUCCAAUUUUUGCGCAGUUUGUUCAAAAGUGCCAAAACGAGAUUGUUUCGAACAAAUUUCCGUUUCAGUUGGAGAAAAUUUUGUACGCUUUCAACGAAAAUGAUAAAGUGCACACCGUUCUCACUUCAGUUAUAAUUCAACUCGGAAUCUACGAAUUAUUUAAAGCAAUCAAUUUAGGUUUGCAUUCAGUUAUUGGAAACGGUUUGGGUAAAUUAACGCAAAUGUACGUUUUGAAUAAGAUGAGUCUGCAACAAACGCUCUUAACUGCGUAUUACAUUGCAAAAUCUUCAAAAAACACAGAUACAUUUGCGCCUAAUUUGCUGAUUCCUAUUCUUGGUGAGGAUUUGACUGAGAAAUUAUCUCAAGAGAUCUUUAACGGCAUUUCUUCGAAUAAUCAACAUUUGUUCGAGUUUCAAAUCGAAAACGAUGUAAUCUACGGAAAUUCAUCAAUCUCUGGAAUUUUAGAAGCGCUUGGAAGUGUGUAUAAUCGAGGUGCUAACUUCAAUGCUGCAAAAUUGUACUCAAGAAUCGAAUGGCCAGUUGCCAGAGGAACACCGAUGAUUUCACCUCUCAUACAUUGGGACCAUUCUAAAGAUUGGUUCGUUACUGUGUACAAAGCUAAAGACCGUACAAAGACGGGACACAGAAACAUCGAGGUCGGUUUGAAUGAUGACACGUGGCAAUUUAUCAAAGGACACGUCAUCGACGGUCGUCUUCUGUUCCCUGCUACUGGUUACCUAAACUUAGUUUGGGAAACGCUAUCUAUGAUGACUGGGAAAAUCACUUCAGAUAUGAACGUAAUUUUUACGGAUGUUAAAUUCAUAAGGGCAUGCCAAAUACCGAACAGGGGGAAAUUGAUUUUCCUUAUAAUUAUUCAGAAAGGCAGUGGAAACUUCGAAAUUGUCGAAGGAGGUUCGGUCGUGGUAACAGGAAGAAUCGUGGAAGGAAACGAAAAUGAAGAUUGGAAUAAAUUGGCAACCACUAUGGACAAUUCUAACGAAAUAAAAUUAUCCCACAGAGAUAUUUACAAAGAACUCAGAUUGCGCGGUUAUAACUACAAAGGCGAAUUUCGAGCUUUGCAAGAAUGCAAUUUAGAUGCAUCGAUCGGAUCUAUCAUUUGGACAGGAAAUUGGAUCACGUUCAUGGACAAUAUGAUGCAAAUGCAGAUCUUGCAAGAGGAUACAAGAAUCUUGUAUGUGCCUACUAAAAUUGAUUUCGUUCAAGUGGAUGGAAAGAAGCACAUCAGUUACGCACAUAUGUUUAAAAAGGAUAAAUGCGUGGUUCCUGUUUACCUUUACAAAGAUCUCAACAUAAUAAGGUCAGGAGCAAUUGAAAUUCGCGGAUUGUCGGCAAGUGGUAUUGCGCGAAGAAAGCAAGCCGAACCCGUUUUGGAAAAUUACCGUUUUGUGUCGAACGAAGUUGAGAUGGAUUUGAAAGAUUCUGUGCGGAUUGCCGUUCAAUUAGCUUUAGAAAAUAAAUACACGAUUAAGGUGAAAGUGGUGGAAAAUUGCGACCAGAAAAUAGUACCGAUAAGUCCGAUUAUAUUAUCCACUUUGCGCGAUCAACCGUUGAUUCAACCCGAAAUCUUUCUAACGAAUUGCGUCGAGGAUUUCGAAGAGGGCAUAAACAUCGAUGACAGAGUAUUCGGUUCCGAACUUGACUGUUACUUGGUUGUAGCGAACAAUGCCUUGCAAAAAUCAAAGUUAAUGAAAACUGCUUUGAAGAUGCUUCUUCCAACCGGUUUCAUAAUUUCUCGUGAAUCUCUCGCAAAUAAAAUCGAUUCAAUUCCGGAUGGACUUUCGGUAAUUGCCAUUUACACAACACCGUUCGAACGUCUAGUGCUGAUGAAGCAAUCUAAAAUAUGGUCUUACCAGCAUUGCAUAAACGUCGAUGAUGAUUUGGAGUGGUUGAGCAAAGUGCAGAUGUGCUUGAAAUUAGAUCAAAACAUUGUUUUGGUUUCGGAAGAUGCAAGAAGCGGUAUUUUGGGCAUGGUGAAUUGCUUGAGACGUGAACCCGGUAUGGAGGAUAGAGUCCGUUGUGUUUUCAUGAUGAGCGGUAAAGUUAAUUACCAGGAACAACUAAAGAAAGGUUUGGGUAUUAACGUUUGGAAAGAUAAUAGUUGGGGUACGUACAAGCAUUUUGCACUCGAAGAAACCAAUUAUGUUUGUCACGAACAUUGCUUUGUUAAUGUCUUGGUGAGAGGCGAUUUGAGUAGUUUAAGAUGGAUCGAAGGACCGUUGGAAAGUGGCAUGGAACUUGAACCGGAUCAACUUUUAGUUCACAAUUAUUGUUGCGCUAUUAAUUUUCGCGACAUUAUGACGGCUACCGGUCGCAUCCAAAAUGAUGUGAUUACAAGAAACCGCUUGGAGCAGGAAUGUGUGCAAGGAUUCGAAUUUUCCGGGGUUGAUUCUAAUGGACGGAGAGUUAUGGGAAUGGUUCCAUUCAAUGCUUUAUCAACUUUAAUUGCUGCCGAUGUUCAUUUGAUUUGGACUAUUCCGGAUCGGUGGAGUUUCGAGGAUGCUGUCACCGUACCAACUGUUUAUGGAACUGUCAUCUACGCAUUUCUAAUGAGAGCUAGAUUAAGGAGAGGACAAAGCGUUCUAAUCCAUUCCGGCUCCGGAGGCGUCGGGAUGGCAGCAAUAAACCUUUGCCUUGCAUGGGAUUGCGAUAUAUUCGUAACAGUUGGCACUCAGAAGAAGAGAGAUUUUAUACGAAAGAACUUCCCGCAAAUAAGCGACGAUCACAUCGGUUGCUCCAGAGACACAACUUUUGAGCAGAUGGUGUUUAAAGGCACCAAAGGAAGAGGAGUCGAUUUAGUGCUUAACUCGUUAGCUGAUGAAAAAUUAAGCGCUUCGGUGAGAUGCUUGGCGCCGGGUGGGCAAUUCUUGGAAAUUGGGAAAUUUGAUUUAGUGAAUAAUACGAGAUUAUCCGAAUCCGUCGUCGCUAAAGGAUGUAGUUUUCAUGGAAUUAUGCUGGACGCGCUUUUCAUUUCGUCAUCGCAAAUAAAGGCAACCCUUUCCAAUUUGUUAGCGAAGGGCAUCGACGACGGAUGGAUAAAAGCUCUACCGCACACAAUAUUCAGUUCGUGCGAAAUAGAAGCUGCUUUUAGGUACAUGUCCACGGGAAAGCAUACGGGCAAAGUGCUUAUUAAAAUCAGGGAUGAUUUAAAGCAAAACAGAUUUAUGGCUACACCUAGGUAUUCCUGCAAUCCGGACUACAGCUACGUGAUAAUCGGUGGACUCGGAGGAAUCGGAUUGGAAUUAGCCGAUUGGCUGGUGCUCAGAGGAGCAAGGAAACUUGUGUUAUCAUCAAGAAAUGGACCGAAGACGGGAUAUCAAGCAUUGAGAAUUAGGAUAUGGAAGAGUUACGGCGUCAGCGUUAUUACAUCUACCGAAAAUGUAUCGAACGAAAUGGGAGUUGCAAGAUUAUUAGAAGAAUCGAAUCAUUUGGGUCCGGUUGGGGCAAUAUUCAAUUUGGCCGUGUGCUUGAAUGAUGCUUUAAUUGAAAACCAAAGCGAAGAUUCGUUCAUCGCAGCUGAAAUGCCCAAAGGAACGGUGACAAAGUAUAUGGACGUGAUGAGCAGAAAAUUGUGUCCGAAGCUGCACGAUUUCGUCGUGUUCUCUUCGGUGACUUGCGGUCGUGGAAAUGCCGGUCAAACGAAUUACGGAUGGGCGAAUUCUAUUAUGGAAAGGAUAUGCGAAGAGAGACGCAAAUCCGGGUAUCCUGCUUUGGCCAUCCAGUGGGGCGCCAUAGGGGAUGUUGGAGUGAUUGCGGAGAAACAGGAAUCUAACCAGGAAAUCGUCAUAUGCGGAACGCUGCAGCAGAAAAUCUCCAGCUGUCUAGAAGUUCUGGAUAGAUUGAUGAGGAGUCGUGCGACAAUCGUGGAAAGCAUGGUCGUCGCAGAGAAGUGUAGCAGUGCUUCCGGUGCCGACAAUAUUGUAGAUAAUGUAGUUAACAUCAUGGGCAUAAGAGAUUUGAAAACGGUUAGUCUUCAUUCGACGCUACCGGAACUCGGGAUGGAUUCGAUGAUGGCCGUCGAAAUCAAGCAGACUCUGGAGAGGGAGUACGACGUGAUUCUGGCGCCUCAGGAUAUUCGAAGCAUGACCUUUGCACGUUUGAAGGAGAUUGCAAUGGAAAAGACUUGCGAGGGCACGUUGAGCGAAGUAACGCACAGGGUCAAUCUUCUGUUGCGUUUCAUACCGGAUGAAGAGAACAAUAAAAUACCACUGGUCACUCUUCCCAGCGAGUCCGCAUUAUAUGGAACAGUGUUCAUGUUGCCCGGCAUCGAAGGAAUGUGUUCAAUAUAUGAACCUAUGGCCAGAUUACUGAAUGCCAAAACGUAUGGUCUGCAAUUUAGCUAUCAAGGCAAUAACAACACUAUUCAAGAUAUUGCACAGUCAUUAAUACCUAUCAUGAAAGAGCAAUUAAAGCCAAACGAGCCGUUCACUGUGAUUGCUUAUAGUCUUGGGGGCGUCGUCGCUUUAGAAAUAAUUUCGAUAUUGGAAAAGACGCAUCAGGUGAAUUUGAUUCUGUUGGACGGGUCACCUGCUUUUAUGAAGUACAUUAUUGAACAGAAUAUGAUAAUUACACCGGACUCUGAGUUUGAAACUAGCCUCAUUUGCAUCCUUUUAUCGGUAUACUUACCAGUAGAUAAGAUCGCUGAAGUUCGCAAUGAAUUAUUAAAAUGCAAAGAUUUUGCGGCGAGAGUUCAACUUGCAGUGGAUAUAACGCCGAAGGGAUUGCCGCACACCAAAAAAUAUCUAAAGUCCGUUUGCAUUGCUUCUUACGCGAGGUUGAAAGCCGUUUACAAUUACAAAACGUCUUUUGAUAAACUGAUCACUCCGGUUACGUUGUUCAGACCCACCAAUUCCGUCGAUUUUGACAUAGCCAAAGAUUACGGAUUGAGCAAACACAUUGCUGAAAACGUCAAGGUGGAAUUCUUCAAAGGCGAUCACGCAUCUAUCCUGGAAAACGUCGAUAUGGUAAAGGCAAUAAACUCUAUACUGGAAUUUGGUUUGAAAACCGAGAAUGUUGUGUUGGGUAAAGAUGGAGAUGGGAUGGAGAGCGACGAGUUUAGAAUGGCUAAGCAAACGAUCGCAUAAUUAAAUUAUUGUUAACUAUCUUGUUUAUUCUUUGUUUGUUUGUUUAAGUGGGAAUAAAGACUUCUA